Glycine soja is the source of this 2130-nucleotide messenger RNA. RefSeq names its product pectinesterase-like. Gene Ontology annotation, biological process: cell wall modification. Bases 131 to 1819 code for a protein of 562 amino acids. The transcript is spliced from 3 exons. The record is from RefSeq and is a predicted model, not a curated record. Gene Ontology annotation, molecular function: pectinesterase activity; pectinesterase inhibitor activity. NCBI's taxonomy places the organism in Eukaryota, Viridiplantae, Streptophyta, Magnoliopsida, Fabales, Fabaceae.
CACACUCUCAACGUGAAACACCCCACUCCAUGUUACAAUCCAACCACUCUAUUUAUCCACAGCACGUACCCUUCUAGCUAGCUGCACAAUCACACUUACACAGUAAUUCUAAUCCACCUCUUAUCACAUCAUGAACAACCUCACACUUGCAUCCAUUCUGACCGUGAUUUCUGCGCUACUACUCUUCUUGGGAACAACUCAUUUCACUAACACCCCAAUAACAAUAACAAGAGCCCCAGAUCAAAAACACCUCCACCAUUUCCAAAAGCACAUACAAGUAGUAGCCAAAUCCACAUGCCAAGGAACACUCUACCCAGACCUAUGUGUCUCAACACUUGCCACAUUCCCAGAUCUCGCCACAAAAUCUGUCCCACAAGUGAUAUCCUCAGUGGUGAACCACACCAUGUACGAGGUAAGAUCAUCGUCCUACAAUUGCAGCGGCCUCAAAAAGAUGCUCAAAAACCUCAACCCACUCGACCAGAGAGCCCUCGACGACUGUCUCAAACUGUUCGAAGACACCAACGUUGAGCUCAAAGCCACCAUCGACGAUCUCUCCAAGAGCACCAUAGGGUCGAAGCGGCACCAUGACCUGCAGACUAUGUUAAGCGGAGCAAUGACCAACUUGUACACGUGCCUCGAUGGAUUUGCUUACAGCAAAGGACGCGUGAGGGACAGAAUCGAGAAGAAGCUGCUUGAGAUAUCGCACCACGUGAGCAACUCGUUGGCCAUGCUGAACAAAGUGCCUGGAGUGAAGAAAUUAACAACUUCGGAAUCUGUGGUUUUCCCCGAAUAUGGAAACAUGAAAAAGGGUUUCCCCUCGUGGGUGUCCUCCAAAGACCGAAAGCUUCUUCAAGCUAAAGUGAAAGAGACCAAGUUCGAUCUUCUUGUAGCGAAAGAUGGCACUGGCAACUUCACCACUAUAGGGGAAGCACUCGCUGUGGCUCCCAACUCCAGCACAACCAGGUUUGUGAUACACAUAAAAGAGGGGGCAUACUUCGAGAAUGUGGAAGUGAUAAGGAAGAAGACGAAUCUGAUGUUUGUUGGAGACGGGAUUGGAAAGACAGUAGUGAAAGGCAGUAGGAAUGUUGUGGAUGGGUGGACCACUUUUCAAUCUGCUACUGUUGCUGUAGUAGGAGCAGGAUUCAUAGCAAAGGGUAUAACAUUUGAGAACUCAGCAGGGCCUGACAAACACCAAGCUGUGGCACUUAGAAGUGGUGCUGACUUCUCAGCUUUCUACCAAUGCAGUUUCGUUGGCUACCAAGACACUCUCUACGUGCAUUCCCUACGCCAAUUCUACCGUGAAUGCGACAUUUACGGUACUGUAGACUUCAUUUUCGGCAAUGCAGCUGUGGUAUUCCAAAACUGCAACUUAUACGCACGCAAGCCAAACGAAAACCAGAAGAACUUGUUCACCGCACAAGGCAGAGAGGACCCUAACCAAAACACUGGCAUAUCCAUCUUGAACUGCAAGAUUGCAGCUGCAGCAGAUUUGAUCCCUGUGAAAUCCUCCUUCAAGAGCUACCUAGGACGUCCUUGGAAAAUGUACUCUAGGACUGUUGUCCUAAAAUCUUUCGUGGAGGAUCUGAUUGACCCAGCAGGGUGGUUGGAAUGGAAUGAAACAUUUGCAUUGGAUACGUUGUAUUAUGGGGAGUACAUGAAUAGAGGUCCAGGUGCAAACACAAAUGGUAGGGUAACGUGGCCAGGUUAUAGGGUAAUUAACAGCUCCACUGAGGCAACCCAAUUCACAGUUGGGCAGUUUAUUCAAGGCAAUGAUUGGUUGAACAGUACUGGCAUUCCAUUCUUCUCUGGUUUGGUUUGAGUUGAGAAAUAUUUUUAGAUAGAGCGUGGUUCGAAUUCUCAGUUUUCAGCGAUAACUGAACCUAGGAGAUCACGUGAUUUGUAAGGUUACGUGUGUAUUACUACUUCAUUAGAGUUCCUAUAGUAUAGGGCUAUUAUAUUUAUGGCAGUCACGUGAUCACUAUACCCAAAAAUUACGUACUCUUGUGAGGGAUUAUGUUAGUGCUCUAUAUAAUAAAAGCAACUAACCCCACCAGAGAUAUCCCCAUUAUGCACUAAAUUUCUUUUUAGAAAAAUGCAUCAUUGAAAUGCACUCGGAAAUUAAAUCUCAUU